CGCGAAAGUUCAGUUGUAGCUUGGCGUUUCGUGUAAGAGUAGCGAUUGCUGAAUAGGAGUAUAGAUCCUAGUAGGCCGUUCUUUUGUACUAAUAGAACAUUUAGCCAUAAUAUAUAGUAUUUGAAGUUAAGCACGAGAUUCCGUACCAGGGAACAUAUAUGUAAAAUUGUCCUAUUAAAGCUUUAUCGAGGAAAAAAGUUUUUCAGCGAUUGAAAAAGAUCCUCAACGAUAUUCUUAUUUGACUUGUCACACGCACUUUCAGUGUUAAGAUGUCCAGCCCCAAGAAAGAAGAACUGCCAAAGGUUUCUCCUGCCAUCAAGGAUGAAUUAGUUCAUUUUGAUUCUACAAAAAUGAAGCCUACCAAAACUGAGGAGAAGUUAAUACUCCCAACCAAAGAAGAUGUUCAAAAGGAAAAGGUUCACAACUCCCUUCUGCAAAAUGUUGAAGGAUUUCAACGCUCUAAACUUAACCCAACACAGCCCAGGGAAAAAAUCCGUCUGCCCAGUGCUGAAGAUGUAGAAUUGGAGAAAGUUCACAACUCUCUGCUACAAGAUGUUGAGGGAUUUGAACGUUCUUUGCUUAGCCCUACACUUCCUCAUGAGAAAAUCCAUCUACCCAGUGCUGAAGAUGUAAAACAAGAAAAAAUACACCAGAGUUUGGUGACUGGUGUGGAGCAGUUUGAUAAAACUUCCCUUCAUCAUGCUGAGACAACAGAAAAAUCUGUUUUACCAAACUCUCAAGAAAUUGAAAAGGAAAAAGGCCAACAACAAUUACUAGAAGGCAUCAAAAGCUAUGACACUGCACAACUCAAAAACGCAACAACUAACUUGAAAAAUCCUUUGCCAACAAAGGAUGAGAUUGAACAAGAGAAAAAAUCCUGCAAAUAAAGCAAAGCCUGAUUUGCUGGUUCCUACAUAUACAGGAAUUGGUAAAUAGAAAACCCACCACUUGGGAAACUUGCAUUAUAAUCGAUUUGGCAAAAAACUGGGAUAGAAAGCUUUCCAAAGAACUGUCAAUUCCUGAAGAGAAUAGACAAUUUUAUUUAAUGAAAUUUAACUAAAGAAAACAUCUAGCUACCAGAAAACAAAAUGAAAAAAACUAAUCCUUACUAAUGUUUGUAAACCUAACUUGUCUUGUGAAGAAUGGUAUUAUUAUUAUUAUUGUUGUUGUUUUUUAAGUGUGGAAAUUUAACCAAUUGGAUACCAUUACAUGCAGUCUUAACACACCAAAGAAUUGGCUUCUAGAAACUGGAUUAGAUAGUUGUAAGUACUUACUUCUCUCAUUAGUUCACUGUCUUGAACAAAUUCAAUAAUUUACAAUUUAAAUAUUAUUUCUUCCUAAUAUUCAAAUUAAGACGGUCCAUCCUGUCGUGUCACUUUGAUUCAAUGAGCAUUCGUUGGAGUAUUUGAGGUUGCAUUUUUUUUUUUGUAUUGUUAAAGAAACUAGUCAAAAUUAGUAGCUCGUUUUGAUUGAUAUAUAUGGAGUUUCCACAUUUAAAAGAAAAAUGUAGAAAUAUGUAACAGGAACAUUCCUUUUUUAGCAAUAAAAUCUUUGAUAUGAAAUAAUUCCAGGUUUUUUGGGAACAAGCUUUUUUAUUGCAUUUAAAACAAUAACUGUACACAAAUUUGAUGCAUAUCAAUAUUUGUGUUACUUUAGUUUUCUUGAAUAAAGUGAUUGCAUUUAUA
Molecule: messenger RNA, 1685 nt
Organism: Limulus polyphemus (Atlantic horseshoe crab)
Lineage: Eukaryota; Metazoa; Arthropoda; Merostomata; Xiphosura; Limulidae
Product: thymosin beta-like
Exons: 7
Coding region: 270-887 (205 amino acids)
Biological process (GO): actin filament organization
Cellular component (GO): cytosol
Molecular function (GO): actin monomer binding
Source: RefSeq, a predicted model, not a curated record